Messenger RNA from Ascoidea rubescens DSM 1968, 312 nucleotides. RefSeq names its product thioredoxin family protein. Gene Ontology annotation, molecular function: protein-disulfide reductase activity. The record is from RefSeq and is a predicted model, not a curated record. Bases 1 to 312 code for a protein of 103 amino acids. The transcript has a single exon. NCBI's taxonomy places the organism in Eukaryota, Fungi, Ascomycota, Saccharomycetes, Ascoideales, Ascoideaceae.
AUGGUUCAAACUCUUACUUCAAAGACAGAUUUCGAGGCUGCAAUUAAAUCUGAAAAAUUGGUUGUUGUUGAUUUUUUUGCUACUUGGUGUGGUCCAUGCAAAAUGAUUGCUCCAAUCUUGGAAAAAUUAUCUGAAAAACACACUGGAGUCUCCUUUUAUAAAGUCGAUGUUGAUGCUGUUCCCGAUGUUUCUCAUGACCAAGAUAUCACUGCAAUGCCAACUUUGAAAUUCUUCAAAGAUGGCAAGCUCAUUAAAACUGUAGUCGGUGCAAACAUCCAGGAAAUACAACGUACAAUUGUUGAAAAUGCCUAA